GAUGGUCGUGUGCCGCUGUCAUCCCUAGCUCACCUGUUUCCCUCUUGUCAUACCUCCAGACCUUAGAACUUAUUUGGGAAGCACAAUAAACAAAAGGACUAAAUAAACUUAUGUGUUGGUGCAAUGCAUUGUAAAGCACUCGAGUGCGUUAAUUUUGAGAAAUUCUCCGUUGAAGUUUUCUAAAAAACUACUGCCUCAUCUGCUAAAGGCUAUGCUGUUGACGGCACAGUGUUUGCUGUGUUUGGUCGGAGGUCUGAGCAGCGCUGCAGGGCGGGACGGCUGGGUUGCUGAUCAGGAAACUCAGCUGGGCUCCGACUCGUGGCCCGGCAAAGGCUGGACUCAGGUGGUCGAGCUCCAAGACACUCGUCAUGCCAAGAAAUGGAACAAAUUGGGCAAGCUCUCAUCCCCAGAAGUCUUUGGAAAUGAGGAAGAGUCACCGUCCAAUGGUGACAAAGUCAAUAGAGUUAAAGAUAAGGCAGGUGGAAGCGAUGUCAAUCAGAUUUCUAAAGGCACCAAGGCGUUGCCUGAAAAAGAUAAGGAUAUUGCGACCGGAGGGAUCGAUCGGGUAGAGAAUACCCUCACUACCGUCGCAGUGAAAGACAUUCUGGGUCCUGGAAUGGGCGGCUCUGCCGUGCAAGGAAUUGCCGAUAACAGAGUGCAGAAAUUUGCGACCGAGCCGGCCCCGCAAACGGCGGUGGUCGGAUCAAUCGUGGUGCUUCCGUGCCGGGUCGUCAAUAAAGUAGGCCAACUUCAGUGGACCAAAGACGGCUUCGGCCUCGGAACAGAGCGAAGUCUCUUCGGCUUCUCGAGAUAUUCCAUGAUCGGCGCCGACGAUGAAGGCGACUUCAGCCUGCGCAUUCAGCCCGUGCUGCUGGAAGACGAUGGAUUCUUCCAGUGCCAAGUAUCGGCCAGUGACGGUGUUCCAGGCAUAAGGACGAAGACCGUGCAUCUUCAGGUCUACGUGCCGCCAGACCCGCCCGUGAUCAGACCCAAGGUCCUGGACAGCACCGCCGGUCUACUCACGACCAUAGAGUGCACCAGCAAGGGAGGGAAGCCGCCGCCCGAAAUUCUUUGGGUGGACGAACGUCACCCACGUGAACCUCUCGGCCUCGGCGCCGAGACGACCAUGAAACAAAUGAGUGACAACAAGCGUGUCAUCGUCACGUCGAAGCUGUCCUUUACGCCUCGCAGGACACAUGACAACGCAACCAUCUCCUGCCUCACCACCCACCAGGCGCUCACUUCACCGCUCUCCAGCUCAGUAAGGCUGCGCAUCAGGUACGCGCCUGAGGUACAGGUCGCGGUCACGCCUGAGCGCCUGGUCGAGGCUGACGACGCGCGCCUCUCCUGCUCCGCCGUGGCCAACCCGCCCAAGCUGACGUACAGAUGGUACCACAACAGGAUGGUGGUGGAGAACCAAACCUCUCCAACGCUCCUACUCCACAAGAUCUCGAGAGCCAUGCAUCAGGAUACCAUAUCUUGCGAGGUCUCAAAUGAAGUCGGCACAUCAAAGAAGACUCAAAGCUUGCUCGUCAGGUUUGGUCCCGUUUUUAAAAGUGUGCCCCAAGACGCCGCAGCUGAAAUGCAAAAUGAAGUUCUUCUGAAAUGCGACGUUGAGUCGAACCCACCGCCCUCGAUUGUAUGGUUGCAGGAUGGGUCGGAGAAGGUGAUCGGGACGGGGCCCGAGUUGCGCGUGGUGGUCGGGCCAAGCACGACGGGGUCCUACCGCUGCGUGGCGAGUGUGCGGGACCGCGACCUGCAGUUCCCGGACCUGGUGGGGCGCAUGCGGGUCCUCGUCAAGGGCCCGCCGACCAUCGUCAGCGCGGGGGAGCAGCUGGGCACCCCUGGGGGGACGGUGACCCUCGAGUGCAACACCGUGUCUGUGCCCAGCCCCAUCAAAGUCACCUGGACCUACAAAGGAAGAGCUAUUGAUAUAGAAGACCCUCGCUAUGAGGUGAGAGAGCAACAGCGGGACGGUGGGCUGAAGACGAUCCUCGUCAUCCACGACGCCGACCAGACGGACUUCGGCGACUACAACUGCUCGGUGGUGAACGAGUACGGCGUCGCUAGGAAACUCAUACGACUCAACGAGGAGAAACGUUGUGCCGCUGUUGCUGGUCAUAGGGGGUGGAGGUGCACUCCUGUUCAUCAUUGUCGUCGCCACUUCACUUCUGCUUUGCAACAAGAAAAGCUCCAGAGAGAAAGUGCACGAUAAAGUCACCCUGGCGUCCGACACGGGAGCUCCUAACAUGUACUCGGCCGCUUCGGA
Messenger RNA from Hyalella azteca, 2269 nucleotides. Its product is annotated as irregular chiasm C-roughest protein. Bases 212 to 2215 code for a protein of 667 amino acids. The transcript has 13 exons. Gene Ontology annotation, cellular component: cell-cell junction. Gene Ontology annotation, biological process: cell-cell adhesion. The record is from RefSeq and is a predicted model, not a curated record. Gene Ontology annotation, molecular function: cell adhesion molecule binding. NCBI's taxonomy places the organism in Eukaryota, Metazoa, Arthropoda, Malacostraca, Amphipoda, Hyalellidae.